Molecule: messenger RNA, 2312 nt
Organism: Drosophila mojavensis
Lineage: Eukaryota; Metazoa; Arthropoda; Insecta; Diptera; Drosophilidae
Gene: fd59A
Product: fork head domain-containing protein FD3
Exons: 2
Coding region: 569-2014 (481 amino acids)
Biological process (GO): anatomical structure morphogenesis; cell differentiation; regulation of transcription by RNA polymerase II
Molecular function (GO): RNA polymerase II cis-regulatory region sequence-specific DNA binding; DNA-binding transcription factor activity, RNA polymerase II-specific
Source: RefSeq, a predicted model, not a curated record
UAUUCGAGAUACGAAAACAUAGCAGCGCCGACAAAAGCUCAUGGAAGCGAGAGCGGCAGCGGUUUUGAUAAAUAAAUGUUUGAGUUAUGUAGAAAAACAUUUCGGGCGAGAAGAUUUUCGUUUUCGUUGCGAUUCAGUUAACAUUUGGCAAAAGGAUUCCGCCUAAAACAGACAAGCCGACGGAUGAUGCAACAGACCGAAGACUCAAGCUCGUAAGAUCUCAACAGUGUCACGCGUAGUUCAAUAAAAACGGAAGCGGUAAACGGUAAACGGUGAACGGUAAACGGGAAACGGCAACGGAAUCGGAAAUAACAUUGCAUACUUGAAAUUAGUGUUGAAAAUAUUCAAGAAAAAAAAAAUCUAUGUGAAAAGCAAACGACAAAAAAAAAAAAAAAGUAGAAAGCAUAAAGCAUAAAACAUAAAUCAGUUCCUGAGAAAUAGUCAAACAAGUGUUACGUCCUCUUCAUACAUAAGUUAAGCAUUUGAUUAGCAUAUAGUAGACAGAUCCUUAGAAUAGUUAAGAGCUAAAGCCACAACAACAACUGCAACAACAACAACAACAACAACAAUGCACACCAGCACAGAUCCUAUGCACGCCCUGCACGACUGCUCCUCGCAGUCGCCGCCCCUGCACAAGGCACAGCGCGGCGGUCUCACAUCCUCUCGAGCCUCCAUUGCCGCCGCCGCCGCCGCUGCGGAUGAAAUGUCCAUGAUCUGCGAUGACAGCGACUUUGAGUCAACGCCAGCCGGCGGCAGCAGCAAUAGCGGCGGCGGCGGCGAUAAUAAUAACGGCAACGGCGGCGGAGGCGGAGGCGGCAACAGUACCAGCACCGGCGGCCCGCUGGUGAAGCCGCCCUACUCCUAUAUAGCCCUGAUCACCAUGGCCAUUCUGCAGUCGCCGCACAAGAAACUCACACUCAGUGGAAUAUGUGAUUUCAUAAUGUCCCGUUUUCCAUACUAUAAGGAUAAGUUUCCCGCUUGGCAGAACUCGAUACGGCACAAUCUCAGCCUGAACGACUGCUUUAUAAAGGUUCCGCGCGAGCCGGGCAAUCCGGGCAAGGGCAAUUUCUGGACACUGGAUCCGCUGGCCGAGGACAUGUUCGAUAACGGCAGCUUCCUGCGCCGACGGAAGCGCUACAAGCGAGCGCCGGCCAUGCAGCGCUUCUCGUUUCCGGCGGUGUUUGGCACCUUGUCGCCGUUCUGGAUACGGAAGCCGGUGCCGCUGGUGCCGGUGCACUUCAAUGUGCCCAACUUCAAUGGCAGCCGCGACUUCGAUGUGAUGCACACGCCCAGCGAUGUGUUCGACACGGCGCUGCGUGUCGAUAAGAAAUUCAACUUCUUUGCCAAUGCCGAGGCUUCGUUCUAUCAGAACAACAGCGACAAGUUCGACCGCCUGUCGUUCAUCAAUCGCCGCGCGGAUGGCAUUGAUGCACUGCCUCACAGCAGCAGCACCGGCGUUACCGGCAGCGGCAGCGGCGUCGUCGGCGAUGCCAGCAGAGCCAACAAGUACAAAAAUCCAUAUGCAUUCGAUGUGUCCGCAGCGGCGGCUGGGCUCGGCCCAGUCGACUAUGCGGACCGAGCCAGCAAUAGCUAUGCCGAUCUCAAUGUGUAUAGCGAUGAUGUGGAUGCCGAUGAUACCUCGUGCGACAAGAUCGACGUGGAGAGUGCCAAUGAGCACGAGCAGGACUCGCAUAUAUCGGACUCCGUCGACUCGGUGUGCACGAAUCCAACACGAUUGGAGGUGGCCUCAGAGGCCACCACACGCGACCCAGAUCCCGAGCCGGAGCGCAACUCGCCCUAUGCGCUGCUCUUCGAGCAGACCGAGGCAUCCAAUGGCUCAGUCGCGAUUACGUCCAGCCCAAAGACGCCCGCCCGAUCACUGACCCGAUCCACUCUGCUCCACAUUGACUCGGAGCCCGCGAACCUGAGAUGCGCCAGGCAGACAAUUGCCAAAGAUUUUCGCAUUGAGACGCUGAUUGGACACGGGCACAGCGAUGGGGCGGCCAGCGAUUAGAGAGACGAGAUGAGAUCUCCCUCUCUCCCUCUCUCGCUCCCUCACUCUGUCGGCAUCUGCUGCCUGCCUUGGGCAUAUUUUAACACUUCUUCUGUACGUUGUAAACUUUAGCUGUAGUGAAAAAAACGGACCCAUUGAUGUAACCCCCCUCCUCACCCCAUCUCCGACAGCACCCAGUGUAGCAUCCCCCAGUUACCUUCAUGCCAAAUGCACGAACAUUUCAAUGCGACCAAAUAAACGCGCCAGUUGCGAGUCCACAUCAAUUGUAUAAAUUAUAUAGAGAACACGCACACACACA